UCAUCAUGCACCGAUUUAAGGAUGUACCGUACAUUCCUUCAACGCCGUACAAUGCGCUAUCCACGUCAGUCACGGUUCUGGGAUCGUUUGCAUAUCCAGCUUUGGUGCCCAAUCAUGUGUUUGAUGCUCCGGAAAGCAUGAGUUUUGUGCAGCGAGUGAAAAACUUUUACUUCGAUAUGUAUGAAAUGAAUCUUCACGAAACUGUCUUGCAUCCAGAGUCGGAUAGAAUCGUGCGCAAACUAUACCCGGACGCUCCCUCGACUUACACGUUCUACAAAAAUGUUCGUCUAUCGCUCGCCAACGUGAAUCCAGUGAUCCAGUACAAGGAACCGAUGAUGCCGAGCAUGAUACCGGUGGGAGGAUUACAAAUUAUGCCAUCAAAACCAUUACCAGACGACUUGCGCAAGGUUGUGGAAGGUGCCAAGAAUGGGUUCAUUCUGUUCUCGCUCGGUAGUAAUGCACGUAGCGAUCUCCUAGGUCAGGAACGUAUUCGAAACAUUCUAAACGCUAUGGAGCGAUUGUCACAGUAUCAGUUUUUGUGGAAGUUUGAAUCUGACGAGUCCAAGUUACCCGUACCGGUGCCGAAAAAUGUGUACAUCCGUGCCUGGAUGCCCCAGAACGAUUUGUUGGCCCAUCCAAACAUUAAGCUGUUCAUCACACACGGUGGAUUACUGAGCACGCAGGAAGCGAUUUGGCAUGGGGUUCCAAUUCUUGGGUUUCCUUUGUAUUCUGAUCAGUUCCGAAACAUCAACUAUUGUGUAGAGAAAGGUGUUGCAAGACGACUCUCGAUACAACACUUCCAAGCUGACGAACUCGUUCAAACGAUGAAAGAGAUGUUGGGCAGCGACAACUAUAGUCAAAAGAUGAAGCAAAUGUCACGAAUCUUCCGCGAUCAGCCAGAAAGUCCGCUGGAACGGGCGGUCUGGUGGUGCGAAUGGGUGCUUCGUAAUCCGGACUCAAAUCUGCUACAAUCGCGAGCCGUUUAUAUGAGCUGGUUCCAGAAGUAUUCUUACGAUGUAAUAACGUUUGUCCUAGGGGUUAUACUUUUACUUGGAGUGACCACAUGGAAGGUGAUAAAUAUUGUUUCAGGAAGAUUUCUAACUACAGGAAAAAAAUCAAAAGUUGAGUAGGGUGAAGUGUGGAAAUUGGAAUCCAAAAUUAGUGUAGUGGAUCAAUCUGUACUUCCUAUUAAUGUACAAGUCAUAUUUAACAUAGGACAUCCUAAAUGCAACUAAGGCCUUAUCAUACGCCCAGAGUAUACACUUUAUUCCACUCGAGAUUUUUUUUUAUUCAGAUAUAGCGACCUGGCCGUAUUGAUACUCGAGAUUUAAUGUCUUCGUUACAAAUGUACAAAUGUUUGUUUUGUAUUUUGGUUUGGCUAAUUUGGUUAUUGUACACAUAUAUUCCGUUUCAAUUCUUGUCUAUCAAACUUUUCGUUUCAACUCACUCGCACAGUUUAGUUUCAACUCACGUAUUUACUCUUUUUGCAACUCGACUCACUCAGCACGGCUACAUGCUUACACUCAUGGGUGAGUAAAAUGACCGAACAUUAACUUAUACGUUUAUGCCGGGUUUUUUAUGACUACGAAAUGAGUCGUCAAACGAACUGACUCCUAAUAACGACUUAUUCACUCUGAGUUGACUCACUAAAAAGAGUUGUUAUUCUCAUGUCUAGUAUGAAGUUAGAGACAAAGCCCAAGGAGUCCCAGAGAUUGCUCGAGAACUUUAGAGAGGACCUAACCAACCUGCAGUAUAGCGACUCCCGUGGACAAGGACAAGUAGAAAUUUUGAGCAGCGAUGUAGUGUGUGAUUGUUCAUAUCUCAAACAAGCACUCGGCUGCUCGAAGUACCAAUGAAUAGACGAUCUGCAGAUAAGAGCCAGCUUAUUUUACAGUUGUUUGACGAUAUUGCUGUAGUGUUCAUGAAAUCGUUUACCUGUCAAGAAUAACACCAAGAUCCUUAAUGAAAAAUGACUUAGUUGAAGGUUUGGGAAUUGAUGUGGGAUUGAACCUGAGAAUGGAAGUAGAAGAUUGGUUUCGAAUUACGAGUAAUUUAAAUUAUGACCAAUGUUAAGGAGCGCAUUAAACUCGUUUGUCGAGGUACCAUUGUACCUAUUUAUAGA
Molecule: messenger RNA, 2122 nt
Organism: Anopheles funestus (African malaria mosquito)
Lineage: Eukaryota; Metazoa; Arthropoda; Insecta; Diptera; Culicidae
Product: UDP-glucosyltransferase 2-like
Exons: 1
Coding region: 6-1130 (374 amino acids)
Molecular function (GO): UDP-glycosyltransferase activity
Source: RefSeq, a predicted model, not a curated record